This is a messenger RNA of Closterium sp. Naga37s-1, 782 nucleotides long. The record is from the annotation of a GenBank genome assembly. NCBI's taxonomy places the organism in Eukaryota, Viridiplantae, Streptophyta, Zygnematophyceae, Desmidiales, Closteriaceae.
CGAUCAACUGCCAGGAAUCUCCGAGGCUCCAUCUCGCGGGUAGAGUGGCCAAGUUCGAAGGCGAGCUCAACUAUCACCUGCCAGAGCGAUUCAGGACCCACGCCGAGCGAGUCAAUCUCGGGACGCGGCUGCUGGGCUCUCCUCUCCACACGGCCCGCCUGCUCAAUGUGCUCAUGGGUUUCUUCGACAAAAUCCCGCACUUAAGGGCCAAACAACGCAGCUUCGCUACCCACCCGCUCAAGCCAGUCAUCUCUACUAGUGACAGUUCAGGCGGCAAUGCUAUAGAAAACGGGCCGGGAAACGGUCAAGGAAACGGCCCAGACGGUCAAGGAAACGGCCCAGACGGUCAACGAAACGGCCCAGACGGUCAAGGAAACGGUGCAAAUGGUCAAGGAAGCGGCUCAAGUGUCUCAGAGGAGAGCGGCUCAGGCGAGUCAGACUGGGCAGUGCAGCUCCGCUGCCACGGCCCUCCCUGCCCCGCCUUCGGCUCAUGCACCGCCCGCUUCCCCAACGUGCAAGCCUGCUGGAACCCCCACCUCGUGGACGAACCCGAGGACGACAUUGCCCCCCCUAUAAACUGCCACGUUAGGCGCAACAGGACACGCCAGGAGAGGUGGCCGCUGUUCGACGAGACAUGCUCGCACAGGCAGGACUUCACGCCGCACGGGGCGACCACGCUGCAGAUGGUGCGGCUGGAGGACGUGUUUUUGACGGACAACGGGUUCAACCUCAACCGCUCGCACCUGUUUGUCAGAAACGGGUGCCCGCGCUUCUUGGGCGCG